AUGAAAAAGUUAAUACCAAUUUCACCAACGACUUUAUCGCAACCACAACAAAUGCAAGAAAAUCUACCGUUUACAUCUGAUUUAUUUCAACGAGUUAUUAGCGCUGUAUUAUGUUCAUUUAAUCAAUUAUCAUCAAAUAUUGAUAAGCAAGUUGCAUUAGAAUAUCUAGAAAAUUUAAAAGAGAAUCAUGUUUUACUCUGUUGUACAAUUGGAUUUGAAUUAAUUAAACAACAACAACAACCGUUAUUACAUCAUUAUGGUAUACAUUUAAUAGAGAACAUAAUUAAAUAUAAAUGGUUAACGUUGAAACAAGAUGAAAGAAAUAUAUUACGAGAACAAUUAUUUUUAUUGAUUAAAAAUUGUCUUAAUGAUACAUUUAUGGAGCCAAUAUAUAUUCGAACAGCAUUAGCACGUUGUACUGUUGAAAUGAUUAAACGUGAAUGUUUUGAAAAGGCAAAUACAUCGCUUGAAGAAUUGGUAACAUUGACUCAGCAAGCAACAAUGAAUGAUGAAUUUGGUAAUCGUAAUUUGACUCAAUUAGAAUUGAUUUUAUUAGUAUAUCGUUUUCUCAAUGAAGAUUUAACCGUUUAUCAACAAUCAAUUCAAUCACAACGUCGUAGACAAUUAUUAAAUCAAUUACAAAAACGUUUAAGCGAUAUUCUACCAUCAUUAAUGAGAAUUUUAAAUUAUCUCUUAUUAUAUGAUCAUCAAAAAGUACUAAAUAGUGAUCGAUUAAUUGAAACAUGUUUAUUAUGUUUUAAUAGUUUUUUAUCAUGGAUUGAUUAUGCUCAAGUUGAACAAUAUGAAACAUGUUUAAUCGAAUUAUUUUUAAAAUUUUUUCAUUUAACUCAACAAAUACGUUUAAGACAUGCUGUAUUCGAAUGUUUAUUGAAUUUAAUUAAUCGACGAUUUUCCAAACAUCAACAACGAAUAAAUAAAAAACCAUUAUCAAUAUCAAAUCAUUCCUAUGAACAGGAAAGAAUAUUUUUAAAUUAUUUGUUGAAUGAUAAUAUAUUGGAAUUAUUCUAUCGAUUAGUCAUGUGCAAUAAAACCAAUGCUAAUAAUGAGUUAAUAUCACGAACACCAGUAGAUAAUGAACUUUUAUCAUUUCUAAUCGAACGUACAAAAUCGUUUCUACAAUUACUUCUCUUACUAAACGAUCAUCCAUAUCAUCAAUUAUCAUUAAAUUCUUAUCAGUCAUUAAACAUGUUUAUAAGUAAACAACCAUCACUCGUUUUUUUAUUACUAAAUGAUCAAGUUUGUAUAAAAUUAAUUGAAAAUCUAAAACAAUCAUUAUUACGUAUUCAUUUUUCAUCAUCAUUAACAACAACAAUUUUAAACAACACAAAUGAACAUUUUGCAAAACAAUAUCAACAUAAUCAACAAUGUUUAUGUUAUAUUAUGUAUGAAUUUGACUCAGAAGAACAAUUUUUUUGGAAAUUUUUCUCACAAUAUCGAUGUGAAUUACAAAAAUUAAUUAAAACAUUUAUUGACAUGUUUUUCAUCACAGCAACAACGGGAAGUUUAUCUGAAGCACAACAAUCGAAUAAUAUAAACUAUUUAAAUUCGAUUUUAAAAUUUGUGAUACAAUGUAUGAUUAAUUUAAUACAACAUACAUCAGUUGAACUUAAUCAUCAAUCGUCUCUGUUAACAGUUUAUCUUAUUAGUGAAUGGGAAUCAUUUUAUUUGUUAAUUGAUCAUAUUUUAUUUGUUCUAUGUAAACAUUUAUUUCCACAAGAUAUUAACAACAAUUUAGCAAUUCAACAACAACAAUUAUUGAUGAAACCUGAUCUUAUUGAACAAUUUUUAUAUACGAUAAAAUAUCUUUUACAAUUUACACCAUCAAUGAAUGAAAGUAUACACGGUUAUGUACUCAAUAUAUUGUCAGUGAUGUUUUUUGUCACAAAUUAUGAUCAAACUUUAGCAAUACAAAUUUUGCAACGUUUAUUAACAACUUAUCAACAUAAUCAACAACAGUCGAUCGCUGGCACAAUGAAUAGUGAUUAUCUAUCUGAUUUAAUACAAAAUCAAACGGCAAAUGCAUUUUUGUAUUUAUGUAAAAAUUACACAUUAAAAUUAAUUGAUUAUUACAUUGAUUUAUAUCCCUAUUUGUGUCAAUUAAUUAAAAAUGAAUUUCAGCAGUAUUCGAUAAAACUGUCAACAAUUAUUAAUGUUGAUGAUAAUUGUUCAAUAUUAAAAUUACUCGAUGCAACUUUAUGUUUAAUAUAUAAAAAAUUGACAAUCGAUACGACAAAUGAUGAACAAAUAAAUUAUUUUUAUGAAUUAUUAAAACCAAUUUAUGAAUUUUUUUCAUCGGAUGAAUUUUUGAACAACUGUUUAACAUCAUUAACAGCUUUCAUUCAAUAUUUUGGCUUUUGUCAAACAAAUUUAAAACAAGAGCAAGAAUCUAUUUAUCGCUGGCGACGUCGACGUUUAAUGCUAUGUUUACAUUGUUUGUGUUGUAUAUUAAAAUUCUCAAAACAGCAACAAGAUCACAUACCAAUAUCAUUUAAAACUAAAAUUAUUCUGAGUUUGCGGCCAUUUCUGUUUGAUUAUGUAUUAAAAAUAAUUCGAUAUCUUAAUCAAUUAUACGAUCGAAAUAUAAACCCCUUCUAUGAUUUAACCAAAACAAGUUUACUAUCAUUUAGUGAAACGGAAAAACAAAUCUAUUUAGGCACAUAUGAAAGUAAUAAUAUAACGAAAGCAACAGUCGCAACAACAACGAUAUUCAGCCCAUCAAUGUUAUCUGAUAAUCCGUUUCAUGUUGUACAACAACCUUCCUCACAAUUUAAAGGAUCAAAUCGUUCGUGUGAAUAUCAACUACGCGAUUAUACUCAUCGUUUAUUCGAUAUUUCGUAUCAAUUAUUAGGAAGUUAUUUUGUUUAUGAUCAUGGUUUAUAUUCAAUUAAAACAAAAGAAGUAACAAAUAAUAAAUUAAAUGAUGAGCAACAAGAACAAUAUUUUUUAUCAUCAUUUUUACAAACAAUUUUAUUUGAAAAUUUAAAUACGAUACCACCAUUUCGUUUACGAAUUAUAUUAAGACAUUUUUGCCGUCCAUUUGUUGAACAUUUUUCUUUAUUAAUUGUACCACAGCCACAACAAUCGUCAAUGAAUGAAUUAUUUUCAUCAUUUUUAGACAUAUUUUUACCCUAUAUUCAACAGCGUUUAAGACAAAUGUGGCAAAAUUUAUUGUCAGAUGAAGUACAACAACAGUCACAACAGAAUCAAUUGAACGAUUCUUGUGUUUCAGAUGAAGUUAUUGAAGAAUGUUUAUGUGUUUUAUUGACAAGAGAUUUUGUUGAUAUAUUAAGACACUUUAUUUUGAAACCAAUUAUAUCAGUCAGUGGUAACAAAAAACAAGAUAAUCAACGUAAAAUAUCAACAAGUAAAGUAUCAAAUGGAACUCAUGAAAUGAACUAUAUAGAAGAUAACGAUAUCGAUGCAACGCUAGACGAUGUUGAUAAUAAUAACAGCAACGAACAAUUUACGAUUAAACAAUUAAAUAUAUCAAAUGAAAAAAUCGAAUACAAUGAUUUAUUUUUAUAUUUGAUUAAAAUAUGUCGAAGUGGCUCAAAUUCAACAUCAUAUCGUACAUGUAUGAAUUUAUUUACUUCUGUUAUACAAAUUCUAUUCGAAUCUUUAACAUUUCCUGAUGCCUAUUGUGUUAAUCGUUUUCUUCCAAUUAUUCUUCCAUUGAUGAGAUUACAUCAUGAUAUAACAAAAAUGGACACUAUUAUCAUAUUAGAUGUAAAACUAUUAUUUGGUUGUUUACUAAAAUCAUUACAACGUCAUGGUGAAAAUGAAGGUCUAAUUACAAACAUAAUAUCAUUAAUUGGUCAUCUGUAUGAAUUAUGGUACGAUAAAUAUUUAUCAUUUAUGGAUGAUUUGUUUAUUACGACUAUACCAAAUUUCAAUACCGAAUUAUUAGCGACAUAUAAAAUGAGAAUAUGUCCAACGGAACAUAAGAAACAAUUAACAGAACGAGAACGACGUGAGAUAGUUAAAAAUUUAUUUGGUUUACUCAUUGGAUAUACGAAUAAAAAAGAAACAUUGAAAAAUAACACAUCUCGUUAG
Messenger RNA from Didymodactylos carnosus, 4074 nucleotides. The record is from the annotation of a GenBank genome assembly. NCBI's taxonomy places the organism in Eukaryota, Metazoa, Rotifera, Eurotatoria, Philodinida, Philodinidae.